Molecule: messenger RNA, 2586 nt
Organism: Acanthocheilonema viteae
Lineage: Eukaryota; Metazoa; Nematoda; Chromadorea; Rhabditida; Onchocercidae
Source: the annotation of a GenBank genome assembly
AUGAAUUUUAACUGGGCUAAUGAAUUAGCAAAGAAUGCCCUGAAAACGGCGCAGAAACGUAUCGAUUCCGUACUUGAUAUUGCACCGGAUGAUGAGAUAGAAAACGAUGAGAGCGUAAGUACUAUAAUAAUAUCUUCUGUAAAUCAAACUCUGGAACAUGAGAAACAAUCAGAACAUGAAGAUUGGGAUGAAACAAAUUCUUCGUUCACUUCCGCAUACGAUGGAACUUCAGGCGUUGAAGUAGUCGAUUCGGAACCUAAUCCUAUUCGUGACAGUCAUCAUGCUGGGCUAUUACCGCAUUCACCAUGUUCGAAUUCUCCGGAAGAAGAGUUGGUGUGCAGUGGAGAAGAGCAGGAUAUUUCACGUGCAAAUGAUAUCCAAAAACAUAAGGGUUCAGAGCCUUUAGAGGAGGAUAGUAAGAAUUUUGUUGCGGAGAGUUCAUCGCAUAGGAACGAUAAGCAGCAUGAUGAUACUUUAACACUUAUAUCAAGCGAUUUCGAGAUACUUCGUCAAAGCGAUUCGUGUUCGAUGGCAAGCAGUAUACCGCCUAAAAUUCUUCCCCUUCCAUUAUCAGAUGCAUCAGCAACGGACGCUAAUCAACAGGCAAAAGUGGAAGACAGUAGUAAUUUAAUCAGCAAACAGCAUACCAAUACUGAAACAGCUCAUUUAAGAACACAAAUUCAGUAUCAAGAAAGACGAAUUCGUGAUCUUCAAUUCCAGAAUCAAAAGCUAGAAGCAAAAUCCAAAGAACUACUUGCCUUAAAAGCGAUACGAACACAGCAGAGCACAACCGAAGCAAAACUUCUGAAGAAACUGAACGAGAAGGAAACGAAAUUAGUGGAUCUUUUGCGAGAAGGUGAGAAAUUAGCUGAAACGAAUGGAAAAUUGACGAAAGAGCUAAAGAGACUUAGAGCUAGCCUCGCUGAACAGGAGCAGUUAGCAAAAAAAGGGACCGAGGCUGAAACUGAUCGAGAUUUGGCUAGGGAAGAAGCUCGAGGUCUUGCAGCAGAGAUUACGAAAUUACGGGCUACGGUGAAAUUUCUCGAAUGUGAUUUAACGGAAUUAAAAGUAGCGAAUGAAGGUCUAACAACUGAUUUGAAGAGGAAGGACGAUAAAAUUAAUAAAUUGUUGGCAGAUCUUCAGCAAUCAGAAACAAGUCGGGAAUUAGCUCACGAAGAAUUGAAGCGAUUAGAAAAUGCUUUUGAAGAAGUUUCAACUAAAGUAAGACAAAAAGAAAUGUCAUCAAAGAGUAUCGAAGAAAUCACUCGAGGACUAAAUGCAGAUCUCGAAGAAGAGAAAAAGAAAAAUGAACGACAAUCAGCUUACAUAGAUUCGCUGGAAAAGAGACUUAGUGAAAUGAUGGAAGAACAUCAGAAUAAUGCCGAGAUGAUUGCUGCUGUUAGUGCUCCACUGCUGGAAUCGAUACAAAAUUUGGAAGAAAAAGUUUCGACAAAGGAUAAAGAAUACGAACAAAUUGUAUGCGAAAAGGAAACAGUUAUAAGUGCGCUGAAUUCGGAGAAAGGACAGCUUUCACUUAAAAAUGAAGAAGCAAAGAGAGAAAAUGAAAAGGACGACAAGAAUAUUAAUGCUGAAGAUAUGGCAUAUCAUUCUGAUACUAUCAAUGAUUCGAAGCAGUUAACAGGAAGUGAAGAGAAAUUGAAAGAAAUGAGGACACGAUCAGACUUUAUAUUUUUAAAUGAAGUGGGUGAAGGAUCAUUUUCGACGGUAUAUCAUGUCAAGGAAAGAAGUACAGGAAGAGAAUUAGCAGCAAAAGUAUGCUUCAAAAAGCAAAUAAUUCGUGAAAAGAAAAUCGAUUAUAUUUUCCGGGAAAAGGAAGCUUUAAUACGAUUAACGAACAAUGGUAAAAAGCAUCCAUUCUUGGCACAAAUUAUGUGUACAUUUCAAGAUACUGAAAAUCUUUACAUUGUAAUGACGUUGGCUAAAAAAGGUGAUUUAUUGAAAUUAAUGCGGAAAUCGGGUGGAAAAUUUGAUUUGAACUUGACACGAUUUUAUACUAGUGAAAUUGUGGUAGCAUUGGAGCAUAUGCAUUCACUGAAAAUAAUUCAUCGUGAUCUAAAACCGGAAAAUAUUCUAAUCUCUGAGACAGGUCAUAUCCUUGUUUCUGAUUUUGGUUCUGCUAAAAUUCUUGAUCGCGCAAAACCAAACAGGCAGACGACAGUUAGACCGGAGACUCUGAAGCGGCGAAGCUCUUUUGUUGGUACAGCACAAUUUGUUAGUCCGGAGGUGCUAAAGGGUGAACCAGUGCAACAAGCUUGUGAUUACUGGGCUUUAGGCGUUAUCAUAUAUCAGCUGCUUACCGGUAAACAUGCAUUCCAUGAUAUAUGUGAAUAUCUGAUUUAUCGACGAAUUAUGAGUGCUACUUAUAAGAUUCCGGACGAUAUUCCGGAAAUUGCGGGAAGUAUUAUAAGGAAAUUAUUGGUCGUGGAAGUGAGGGAUCGUUUGGGUUCCAUUGAAUCCGGUGGAGCUGAAGCUGUAAAGAAAGAAUCGUUUUUCGAUGGUAUACAAUGGGAGUCAAUUACGGAAAGCAAAGUGCCGCAACUGCCAUUUGAUUCUGAAGAAUAUUAA